Messenger RNA from Aspergillus versicolor CBS 583.65, 315 nucleotides. RefSeq lists its product as uncharacterized. Bases 1 to 315 code for a protein of 104 amino acids. The record is from RefSeq and is a predicted model, not a curated record. The transcript has a single exon. Lineage: Eukaryota; Fungi; Ascomycota; Eurotiomycetes; Eurotiales; Aspergillaceae.
AUGAAACUCACCACCGGCAUCCUCGUCUGCGCCUCGUCUCUCCUGAUGAGUGCCCAUGCGGCGUCCGUUCGGAUGUGCUAUAAUAGAGACUUCGGCGAUUGCAUCGACGUGCCCGCUCCGCACGGAGAUUGUGUGUAUGUCCCAACGAAGUACAACGACCACGUUUACUCAGCAAGUACCCCUACCGGCCACCACUGCGACUCGUACGAGACCGGCUGUGAGCCAGGGAAACUGCUGAUCCAGGGUAUCGACCGUGCGGGAUACAAGGGACUCCCUGAAGGUCAUCGGGUUAGUGGGUUUAGGUGUUAUGACUAG